Molecule: messenger RNA, 615 nt
Organism: Labeo rohita (rohu)
Lineage: Eukaryota; Metazoa; Chordata; Actinopteri; Cypriniformes; Cyprinidae
Gene: mrpl41
Product: mitochondrial ribosomal protein L41
Exons: 2
Coding region: 96-503 (135 amino acids)
Biological process (GO): translation
Cellular component (GO): mitochondrial large ribosomal subunit
Molecular function (GO): structural constituent of ribosome
Source: RefSeq, a predicted model, not a curated record
UGUCUUUACCACGCUUAACGUGGGACUACAGUGAUCUUCUUGAACGCACAGUAGCACACUGUUCAAGGUUGUUGCUGCAGUUAAAUCACUGUAAAAUGGGGGUCCUGUCAGCGCUAACACGGGGGCUCGUGAGAGGAGCUGACAGAAUGGCAGAAUGGACGAGCAAGCGAGGGCCCAGGACAUUCUACAAGAGCAGAGGCGCGAGACCCACUGGAGUCCUCACCUCCAGCAGAAAGUUCAUACCUGUACAGGCCAUGAUACCAGAGUUUGUGGUGCCCAGUCUGGAAGGAUUUAACCUGAAACCAUAUGUGUCAUACAAGACCCCAGCAGGCACAGAGCAGCCCAUGACUCCAGAGAUGCUCUUUAACGAGGUGGUGGCCCCACAGAUCGAGAGAGACAUUGAGGAAGGGGUUUUCAAUGAGGAGAAUCUUGAGAAAUAUGGAUUAGAGAAAACACAAGAGGGGAAGCUGUUCAAGCUACAUCCCAAGAACUUUGCUCGUUAAAUGGACUUUGUGUUUCAGUGAUUUGCUGAUGGACUGUAAACAAGUGUGUGAUGUUUUCUUUAACUGUUCAAUGAACAGAAGUCAUGAAAGAUUAAAACUAUUUCAUAUUUAA